Molecule: messenger RNA, 522 nt
Organism: Cadophora gregata
Lineage: Eukaryota; Fungi; Ascomycota; Leotiomycetes; Helotiales; Ploettnerulaceae
Exons: 1
Coding region: 1-522 (173 amino acids)
Source: RefSeq, a predicted model, not a curated record
AUGGAAGAGGAAUGUACAGUUACCGUCCCAACUCUCCCCCACUCUCACCCCGAAAAACAAAACAGACCCCGUCUCGAAGCUUCGUUUAUUGCCUGCAUUCCAGCCUUCAUUCUCUUGGUGUUCCAUGCCACGUUGAUGAAAUUAAUAUCACGCCCACCUGACUGUUUACAAGCAAGGCAGGACAGCAUUGUCAUCAAUAACUCCAGCGCAGUAUCGUGGUCGUCGUCGUUUCUCAAACAUGCCAUAGAGUAUGAUGUAUCCUUGAACCAGGUCGAGUACCGAGCCCUCCGGGCGGUUCCAGUCUCACCUCAUCAUGAGCCUCCACAAUCAACAUGGAACACCCAACCAAAGCAAAACAACUAUCGUGGGCCCUCCACAGGCGCCCACCGCCCACCAAGUCCUCUUAACACCAAAGCUCAAGGAAAAGCUUGGACGCCAAUGUGGACAGCUCCAGGAGUGGGGGCCGGAUCUUCCGUCGUAAUCCUGGAGCUCCCCUCCCCCACUCUGUCGCAAACAUCGUGA